This is a messenger RNA of Mugil cephalus (flathead mullet), 3447 nucleotides long. It is a transcript of the gene ddx11, whose product is annotated as DEAD/H (Asp-Glu-Ala-Asp/His) box helicase 11. Gene Ontology annotation, cellular component: nucleus. The transcript is spliced from 28 exons. Lineage: Eukaryota; Metazoa; Chordata; Actinopteri; Mugiliformes; Mugilidae. The coding region runs from base 31 to 2811 and encodes 926 amino acids. Gene Ontology annotation, biological process: nucleobase-containing compound metabolic process; establishment of sister chromatid cohesion. The record is from RefSeq and is a predicted model, not a curated record. Gene Ontology annotation, molecular function: ATP binding; DNA helicase activity; DNA binding.
AAUGCGUAUUACGUAAGAUAAAGAUAACGCAUGGCUCUAUUAAUUCCACAAUCAUCAAACAGUGUUGUGGCAAGGGUAUUGGGGAACCCCAUGAGAACAACUAGAGGAGGAAGAUUCUCGACCAUGGAAAACGGCAGGGCCCAGUUUCCAUUUCCCUACCAGCCCUAUAACAUCCAGCAGGACUUCAUGCAAGCCCUGUACAGUGCACUCAACCAAGGCAAAGUUGGCAUCUUUGAAAGCCCCACUGGGACGGGCAAGUCACUGAGUCUGAUAUGUGGAGCCCUGAGCUGGCUGACGGAUUAUGAGGAGAAGAAGAGGAAGGAGACGGCCGCUCUGCUGCAGGAAGGAGAGGCAGCUCUUUCCACCUCUGCUGCUCAGUCCUCCACCAGCAGCUCCUCAGCGGAGCCAGACUGGAUCACUGACUUUGUCCAAAAGAAGGCUGAACGCGAUCUAGUGUCAAAGCUUAAGGAGGAAGAACUGAAAAGGAAGAAGAGGGAAGAACGGUUGGAAAUGAUAAGAAACAAUGUUCAGCUGAAGUAUGCAAUCAAAAGAAAGAGCUGUGAAGAGGACGAGGCGUUCAAGUUGCUCCAGCUCAGUAAAGAUGAGCAGGUGGAGGCGGCGGGAGAGCAAGAGGAUGAGGAGCUCAUCAUUGCAGAAUAUGAGAGCGACGACGAGUCAAAGAGCAAAAGCAGAUUGUACGGAGCUGAUGACGAUGAAGACGAGGAGCUGGUCGAAGAACACGUCACUAAGAUUUACUACUGCAGCCGCACUCACUCCCAGCUGGCCCAGUUUGUCCACGAGGUUCAAAAGAGCCCCUUCAGUAAGGACAUCAGCCUGGUCACACUUGGUUCACGGCAGAAUCUGUGCAUCAAUGAGGAGGUGCGGCGUUUGGGAAGCAUCCAACGCAUUAAUGACCGCUGCAUGGAGAUGCAGAAAAACAAGCACGAGAAGCAGCAUCUUGAAGAGGGCGUAAAACGUAAGCGAGGUCCAGCAAAGGGCGUGUGUCCCUACAAUAAAGCUUCAGCUCUGCAGCAGAUGAGGGAUGACGUACUCGGGGCCGUGCAUGACAUAGAGCAGCUGCUGAAGCUCGGCAGGGAAAAACACUCGUGUCCUUAUUACGCCUCACGCCUCGCUGUUCCCCCCGCACAGUUGGUGGUGCUGCCCUAUCAGAUGGUGCUUCAUGAAGCUACAAGACGGGCAGCAGGUAUCCAGCUGAAGGGACAGGUUGUGAUCAUAGACGAAGCUCACAAUCUUAGCGACACGCUCUCGUGUAUACACAGCGCAGAGCUCACUGGAGCACAGCUUUGUCGUGCCCAGUCCCAGCUCUCCCAAUAUGCCGACCGCUAUAAGAGCAGGCUGAAGGCAAAGAACCUGAUGUACAUCAAACAGAUUCUCUUUGUGAUUGAGGGGCUUGUUCGGGUGCUGGGAGGUAAAGUGGGGCAGAAUCCACAGAGCCAGACUACACAAGCAGGAACACAAAUGCUUACGAUUAACGACUUCCUCUUCAAGGCUCGGAUUGACAAUAUCAACUUGUUUAAGUUACAAAGAUACUUUGAGAAGAGCAUGAUCAGCAGGAAGCUGGGCGGCUUUGUGGAGAAGUACGCAGGCUCGGGCGUGACUCUUCACACCCAGAGCAGCUCCAACAAGGAGAACAGACGCACCGAAGGACUGAAUCGCUACCUUCAGUCCCUGCAGAGCAACCAGAGCGCUGCAUCAGUUCUCCAAGCUGACCAGCAGGGGUCCGUAGAGGCAGACAAAAUACUGUCUGCUUCUCCCAUGAUGCAGGUGGAGAGUUUCUUCAUGGCUCUCACAAACAGCAACACUGACGGCAGAGUGGUGGUGCACAGACAAGGCACGCUGUCAGAGAGCAGUGUCAAGUUCCUCCUGUUGAAUCCAGCAGUCCACUUCGCUCAGGUGUUGAAGGAGUGCAGAGCAGUCAUCAUAGCAGGAGGAACCAUGCAGCCUGUCUCUGACUUCAAACAAGAGCUGCUGUUUUCUGCCGGAGUGGGAAAAGAGCGCAUCGUGGAGUUUUCCUGUGGCCACGUAAUUCCUCCCGAGAACAUCCUUCCUCUCGUGUUAUGCAGCGGCCCGUCCGGCCAAGAGCUGGACUUCACUUUCCAAAACAGGGAUUCUCCACGCAUGAUGGACGAGACAGGUCGCAUCCUCUCCAACAUUUGCAACGUGGUCCCGGGCGGGGUCGUGUGUUUUUUCCCCUCUUACGAAUACUCAAGGCAGAUCGUUUCUCACUGGGAGGCCAGCGGCGCGCUUAGUCGGCUGGCUAAUAAGAAGAAGAUCUUCCAGGAGCCAAAGAAGGCCAGCCAGGUGGAGCAGGUGCUGAACGAGUUCUCCCGUUGUAUCCAGAAGUGCGGCCAGGACGGCGGCGGACUCACGGGAGCGUUGUUGUUCUGCGUGGUCGGAGGAAAGAUGAGUGAGGGAAUCAACUUCUCCGAUGACUUGGGCAGGUGUGUGGUGAUGGUGGGAAUGCCGUAUCCCAACAUCAAGUCGCCCGAGCUGCAGGAAAAGAUGUCAUAUCUGGACAAACACUUGUCUCACAGUCAAGGGAGGAGCCCGGGACAAGCGCUGAUAGAAAACCUCUGCAUGAAGGCUGUGAAUCAGUCUAUAGGAAGAGCGAUCCGUCACCGUGGCGACUACUCCUCCAUCGUGCUGUGUGACAGACGUUACUCUCGGCCCGCUACGCUCUCUAAACUCCCCACGUGGAUCAGAGAUCGCACGAGCUCACACGCAACCUUUGGCCCGGCCUUUGCUGCCUUACGGAAGUUCUUCCUGGAGAAGAAGCAGAAGCAAGUGUAGAGAGCUCAACUGACUGUGUGGAAAAUUGAAAUGCCACGAAGGGAAAAACUAAUGUUAGAAUAAAUUGUAAACAAAUGUUUUUCAGCCAUUUUUCACUCUAUUAUAUUUAUAUUCUUGAACUUUUUGCACCCUAGUCUGUGGUACAGCCAUCAACCAGGAAGGUGUUUAUUUUUUUAUUUUUAUUUUUUAAUAUAUACUCCCUUUUAUUUUAAAUCUCAGAUACUCUGUAUAUCUUUUUUUUUCUGCUCUGGCUUAGUAACACGUCCGAUGAAUCAGAGAAUAAUGAACCCAAGUACUUGAUGACAGACGAAGGCUGAAGGGGAAUUCAUCAGUCUGGAUGUUGUGUAAGACCGAGAAGAGGGAAGGAAAAAAAAAAGGCUUCUCAUCUAUUUUAUCAUUUAUUCAACAUGUUGAAAUGCAUCACAGAAACAGCUACUAUACAUUAUCAGGCACAGCUCUGGCAUAGGCAUUGGUGUGGCUGAAUUAAUUAAGAUUUAAAUAUUUAAAGAAGUCAAUGUAAAGUGUUACGUUAUGCAACGCUUGAUGAUCAGUUUCAUCAUCACAGAGUGUUAUGAUAUGUUGUACAAUGAUAUGCUUGUUAACGUUAUUAAAACAUUCACGAUGAAUACCAUGUUA